Aspergillus steynii IBT 23096 is the source of this 846-nucleotide messenger RNA. It is a transcript of the gene vip1, whose product is annotated as putative actin cytoskeleton protein (VIP1). The transcript has 3 exons. Bases 1 to 846 code for a protein of 281 amino acids. The record is from RefSeq and is a predicted model, not a curated record. Gene Ontology annotation, molecular function: RNA binding. Lineage: Eukaryota; Fungi; Ascomycota; Eurotiomycetes; Eurotiales; Aspergillaceae.
AUGUCGGAGCGCUCCACUGUGCACGUCUCGGGCAUCUCGUCCACCACCUCCGAUAAGGAGGUCCAGGACUUCUUCAGUUUCUGUGGCAAGAUCACCAACAUCUCGGUGACCCCCGUUUCCAGCGAAGCCGAAGCGACCAAGUCCGCCACGGUGACGUUUGAGAAAGAAGGUGCCGCCAAAACUGCCCUCCUACUGGACCAGACCCAGCUGGGCCCAACCGCAGUCAACGUCCAGGCCGCCCAGACCCUGGAAGAUAUUGCCGGAUCGCAUGGCGCCACCGCCUCCGAGGCCAAGGAUGAAAACAACCACGACCUCGAGCAGGAGGAUAAGCCCAAGUCUCGCAUCAUUGCCGAAUACCUCGCCCAUGGCUACACGGUCAGCGACGGUGCCAUUCAGAAGGCCAUCGCCCUCGACAAGAAGCACGGAUUCUCCAACCGCUUCACCUCCGUCCUGAGCAACUUUGAUCAGAAGUACCACGCUACCGACAAGGCCCGCGGGUUCGACGAGAACUACAAGCUCAGCAACAAGGCCGCCAGUGGCUGGCGCGGUCUGAACUCCUACUUCACCAAGGCCCUGGGCACCCCCUCCGGCCGCAAGCUGCACGAGUUCUACAUCCAGACCGACAAGCAGGUGCGCGACAUCCACACCGAGGCGCGCCGUCUCGCAGACCUAAAGUCUGGCAAGCCUGCUCAGGGUGAAUCGAGCGAGGCGGCUCCGGCGCCCGCCAGUGCGGAGGCCGGCAAUGUUCCUGAGCCCGUCCCCGCCGCUACUCCUGCUCCGGCCACGCUGCCCGCCGGUGAGGCUCCGGCCCCGGGCACUGCCCCUCCUGCGGACCAGAAGGCAUGA